Molecule: messenger RNA, 3978 nt
Organism: Oryzias melastigma (Indian medaka)
Lineage: Eukaryota; Metazoa; Chordata; Actinopteri; Beloniformes; Adrianichthyidae
Exons: 13
Coding region: 1045-3357 (770 amino acids)
Source: RefSeq, a predicted model, not a curated record
GUGGUAAGAAAGAGCUGAGAGUAUUUUGAAAGUUGAUUUUCGGAAAUGUAUUAUUCAAAAGUGUAAACUUGACAAUGUGAUGCAGGAUGCUGUGCAGGUUCCUUCUCCAGAUGUGCUCUAAUGCCCGCAGGUUUUUUAUUACUUCUCAGCCCCAAAAUGUACAUUUUAACACUUAUUUAAAAAGCAUUUUUAAUCUUAAUUGUGUCUGCAGUAUUCGGUGAACUAGCAUAUUAUAAAGAAAAUAAAAAUUGAAAAAGAAAAUUAUUAUCAUAAAACUAUCAUUUGUGUCUUUAAUAUCCCAUGUGACCAGCAGAGGGCAGCAAACUUACAGCGAUUGAAAGUGAUUAGGAACAAAUUUCAAAGUCAUAGAUUGAUACUUUGAGAACAUUUAUUUUAAUAUUCGUUUUUGUUGUUGAUAAUUACAUAAAGAAAAAAAAAUAAAUAAAACGCUCUUUUAUGACUGCAUAAAAGCGCGUACGUGUUUAGAAGCUUCAAGCUGGGUGAGUUUAUUACUUUUAUCAUUUGUUUGGUUUUAUAGCCAGUCCCCGCCCUCCCAUGCUGUUGAUCACAUGACAGUAAAAAGGCCCGGUGGAUGUAUCGAACGCACUCCCUUCUCAGUGCUGCAGACUGAAAGCCGAUAAAUCCCGGUGACCGGAACUGGUUUAUUUACGUUUCACGCGUUGCGGGCGGGAUGACUUAAAAACCCGAGUGGACGGCGGCCAUCGGGAGCAGCCGCGGGCGGCGGGCAGUGGCAGGGAAAGUCCAGCCUUCUGUGCUUUUUGAGCGCUGGGUUAGCUACCCGGGCUAAGUAGCUGCACAUUCGUUUUAACGGUCCCAGAAAGGCGUCCUCGGAGGGCGCUGAAAACCGCCGCCCAGCAGGAGGGGCGGUGCCCGCCUCCCGGACUGACCCCGCAGGAUGGUUGUUCGAGCGCCACUGAAGAGAAAACAAGGCGGUAGGAUGCGGUAGGUGGUUAGCUUACGGCCUCGCGGCCAGCAGACACCCCCUCCUCUCUUGUUUCCUCCUUCCCGGCCUCCGUCAUCAGCAUGGAGCAGACCCUCAGCCCGCUGCCGCAGGUCCCGGAGGGCUCCUACAAGAUGACCGAGGAGGACGUGAAGAGGCUGAUCGAGUUGAGGGCGUCCAAUGAGACUUUGUUUACAGGGAAGAGGAACUCUGCCAAGAUAGCAUGGAGCACUAUCUUGAAAGGACUGGGACUGGAAGGGAAGCUGACUGCCGAGCAGAUCGCCAAGAAAUGGGACAACCUACGGACCAAAUACAAGGACCUGAAGCAACCUUAUCACGGGCAGGACCCCACUGGGGGUGUUAUGGAGUCGUGGCCCUGGUUCCACAUCAUGGAUGAAGCCAUGCAGGGUCGCCUCUACAACACCAGCCUGGUUCUGAGUCCGGAGAGCGCUGACAACAGCGUACAACGCAGCAACGGGCAGCCCAACCAAAACCAGGAGAACACAGACAUCCUGGAGUUUCUCAUCAAGACAGAGAUGGAAGACACGGUGGCGGCCGAAUCGGCAGAGAGUGAUGGGGUGGUGCAUUCUGAGGCCCCGCCCACUGAAGGUGUCCCUAUGGGGUGGAGGAGAAUGACGGAGUGCUCGUACAAAAUGACCGAACCGGAGACAGAGAGGAUGAUCAAACUUCGAGCAGCAAAUGAAGCGCUCUUUACCGGCAGGAAACACUCGGCCAAGCCCGCCUGGAGAGCUAUCCUGUUUGAGCUGGGUCUGCAGGGAAAGGUGACCACAGACCAGCUGGCCAAGAAAUGGGACAACCUAAAGAGGAGAUACAAGGAGCUAAAGUUCCCCUCUCGAGGCGUGGACACCAACCCAAACUCUUGGCCCUGGUUCUACCGCAUGAACGACGCCAUGGAGGGACGCUUCUCCGGCGCCGCGCCUAUCCUCACUCCCAUAGUGGAGGACGAAGACGAGGACUGCGAGCCGCUCUCCUCGACGCCGAAGAAACGAGCCCGCCGGAGCCGAGGGGGGAUGACGGAGUUCCUGACGGAGUCCGAGAUGGACCUGCUGGUCGAUAACGAGGACAAGAACGGAUCCACGGCUCUGGGAGAUUUUCACCGACUCACAGAGUUCUCUUAUAAACUGACGGAUGAGGACACACGGCGGCUGAUUGAACUCCGAGCCUCCAACGAGUCUCUGUUUACGGGGAGGAGGAACACCGCCAAGCCCGCCUGGAGGGGAAUCGUGAAGGAGAUGGGUCUGACGGGGAAGAUAACGCCUGACCAGGUCGCUAAGAAGUGGGACAACCUAAAGACCAAAUUCAAGGACUUGAAGUUUCCUCCUCGGGGGAUGGAGGCGCAGACCAACCCGGCCUCCUGGCCCUGGUUCCAGCUGAUGAGCGAUGCACUGGAGGGGCGCCUGGCGGGAAAAGCUCCCAAAGUAACGCCUGUGUGGACCAACGACGAAGACGGCGUGUUUGUCUCGUCUCCGCCCGCCGACAGGGAUUGCUCUGUGGCAGACAGGAGCAGCGUGUCAGAGCUGGACAGCAUGGUGGGCGGAGACAACGGCGAAGCUGACGGGAGCAUCACAUACAUCGACGCCAGCGGAGAGGAGUGUUCAAUGCCGUCGGAGCUUUCAUACAAAAUGAGCGACCAGGACACAAGGAGGAUGAUCAAACUCAGAGCCUCCAACGAGUCGCUGUUCACCGGGAGGAGGAACGCCGCCAAAGCAGCCUGGAAAGCCAUCCUGAGGGAGCUCGGCCUGCAGGGAAAAGUCUCCACCUACCAGAUGGCCAAGAAGUGGGACAACCUGAAGAGGAGAUACAAGGACCUUAAAUACCCCCCUGUUGGGAUGGAGAGUGUGGUGGACGGCGCCUCCUCCUGGCCGUGGUUUCACUUAAUGAAUGAAGCUAUGGAGGGCCGGCUGACGAACAGCGCCCCCCUCCUCACCCCCGUCACUCAGGACGAUGAGCAGGCCCCUGACCCCACCCCCAGACAGAGGCCCCGCCCUACCCCUCCUCUGCCUCCCUCUUCCUCCUCAGAUUUUGAACAGGAUGCGUUCGGGGGCAAUGUGCAGGCCAACCAGCAGAGCGCGGACCCGUGCGACGGGCCGCUGGGGGGGCUGGGCCGGGAGUGGGAGAUGGUGGAGCGGGAGCGUGCGGCGCUGGAGAGGGAGAGAGAGAUGGUGGAGCGAGAGAGAGCCACAGUGGAGAGAGAGAGGGCGGUGGUGCAGGCGGAGCGGCUGUGGCUGGAUCGGGAGCGGGCGGCGGUGGAGCGCGACCGCGCCAUGGUGGAGCAGGAGCGGCUAGCGCUCGGCCGGGAGAGGGACGUUCUGGACCAGAGGGCGCUGAUGAUGAACUCAGUGGGACACUCGGGUCACCUCAGCACCCUCAUGUAAAGCUGAGUCUCAUGGGGGCGUGCCCCGCCCCGAUCUGGAUAUCCUCUUCUCUCCUGCUCUUCUGCAGUACCUCAAUGUCCCCACUAGGGGAAAGAUGAGCACGUUGGGAAACUAGUCAUGGACGAAAACACGUUUCAGUGAUUGAACUGUGAUGAGGUUUCUGUGAAGGUAAAAUUCCAGGUCCCACCUUCACUCGCCAGAGGCAGAAUGACUGGAUUCAGUUCUGAAGCACAGAUGGAACAUGCCAACCUGACGGGCAGCGUUUGAGGAGCCUGGGGUUGAAACGGUUUCUGCAUUGGGUCCGUCAGACCCAAUGACUCGAGCUCAGUGGAGUUGGUGCUCUCAGGAAGAAGGAAGGAUUUCAGACUCUGAGGAACCGCUACAAUAUUUGGCUCCACCGUGUGGAGACAGGAAGUGGUUUUACUACAGACUCGAUGAGACUGAUGACGUUCUUCAGCAUUUUCUCUCAUCACUUCAUGUUGGAUCGUUGACGGAUAAUGUGAUGUAAAGAAAUAAUUGGUAAUGACAUAGAUAAUAUAUAGUUUAGGCCAUUUUAUAUAAAAAUCUAAACAUGUAUAAAAAUCUGAUCAUGGUUUCACAUUAAAUGUGUUUUUGUGGAGA